Lachancea nothofagi CBS 11611 is the source of this 1671-nucleotide messenger RNA. NCBI's taxonomy places the organism in Eukaryota, Fungi, Ascomycota, Saccharomycetes, Saccharomycetales, Saccharomycetaceae. The record is from the annotation of a GenBank genome assembly.
AUGCAAGCUCCCGUUGUGUUUAUGAACACAUCGCAAGAACGUACGACUGGACGUGAGGCGCAAAUCUCGAACAUCACCGCCGCCAAAGCCGUUGCAGAUGUGAUUCGGACAUGUUUGGGCCCAAAAGCCAUGCUUAAGAUGCUUCUAGAUCCCAUGGGUGGAUUGGUCUUGACCAAUGAUGGACACGCAAUUCUACGGGAGAUUGACGUUGCACACCCCGCUGCCAAAUCAAUGCUGGAGCUGUCGCGCACGCAAGAUGAAGAGGUCGGUGACGGAACCACGACCGUAAUCAUUUUGGCUGGUGAAAUCUUGGCGCAAUGUGCACCAUACAUUGUAGAAAAGAACAUCCAUCCUGUAGUGGUGAUUCAAGCGCUGAAACGCGCACUAAGCGAUGCGCUCGAUGAGGUCGAGCGCGUGUCGAAGCCUGUUGACGUGGAAAACACACCAGCAAUGCUACGACUCAUUGGAGCAGCCAUUGGAACCAAGUACGUUGCUCAAUGGAGUGAACUAAUGUGCCGUUUGGCACUAGAUGCCGUGCGUUCUGUCCGCGUCGGUGGUGGGUUGAGUUCUGGCAGCCCUUCUGGCAACGCCGAAAAUACGAGCAACACUGCUACUUCUAGUGAUGCUGGCAUCUACGACUCCUCUGUGCCUGUUGAAAUUGAUACCAAACGUUACGUACGUAUCGAAAAGAUUCCAGGUGGCGACGUGAGCGAAUCACGGGUAUUACGUGGUGUUAUGCUUAACAAAGACGUUGUCCACCCCAAGAUGUCUCGUUACAUUGAAAACCCCAGGGUUGUACUACUGGAUUGUCCUUUGGAGUAUAAGAAAGGUGAAUCUCAAACUAACAUUGAAAUUACUCGUGAAGAAGACUGGAACAGGAUUUUGCAAAUUGAAGAGGAACAGGUCAGAAUACUUUGCGAACAAAUCCUCUCUGUCAAACCUACUCUGGUCAUCACCGAAAAGGGUGUGUCUGACCUUGCUCAGCACUACUUGUUGAAAGGCGGCUGCAGUGUCUUAAGACGUACCAAAAAAUCUGAUAACAACCGUAUUUCGCGAGUCACAGGCGCUACAAUUGUAAACCGUGUUGAAGACCUAAAGGAAUCUGACGUGGGUACACGUUGUGGUGUUUUUAAAGUUGAAUUGAUCGGAGACGAAUAUUUCACAUUCUUGGACAAUUGCACUGACCCAAAAGCCUGCACCGUCAUUUUGCGGGGUGCCUCCAAAGAUAUUUUGAACGAAAUUGAACGUAAUCUUCAUGACGCAAUGGCUGUGGCCCGUAAUGUUAUGCUUUCUCCCUCCCUCUCGCCAGGUGGAGGUGCCACCGAGAUGGCCGUUUCCGUGAAGCUUGCUGAAAAAGCUAAACAACUAGAGGGUAUCCAACAAUGGCCUUAUCAAGCCGUUGCAGACGCAAUGGAGUGUAUUCCCCGUACAUUGAUCCAAAAUGCUGGUGGUAACCCCAUAAGAGUGCUCUCGCAACUUAGAUCCCAACACGCACAAGGCAAGUCCACCGCUGGUAUUGAUGGCGAUACCGGUAAAGUAACAGACAUGGUCGAAUAUGGUGUUUGGGAGCCUGAAGUUAUCAAACAACAAAGUAUCAAGACCGCCAUUGAAAGUGCAUGUCUACUCCUGAGAGUUGACGAUAUUGUUAGUGGUGUGAGGAAGCAAGAGUAA